UUCAGGCCCAGUUCCUGCACUUUCUGCAUCGAUUGUCAGUGUCGUGCAACAGCGAAGCAGCAGACGGUAUCUCCGGCGCGGUGGUAGCAGACAACACUGCAAGUUUAACGUGACCGUGCUGCUGAAUGGCAACCGACAGGGACAGGAAUUUUGCCGUGAACUGGCUACGACGGCACCCGUGGCCACGAGAGAAAUGGCAGCUGAAGACUCCCCUAGGAAGCCAAGUGGCAACGAUGCCUUGGCCUUACAGCUGCUGCGGACCAACAAGUGGAGCUGCUAUUACGGACUGCCCUUGUGGGAAUUCACUUCUGCCAAACUCAAAGAGAUAAUGCGGGGCAUGUUGUCAGAACUUCCGGACAGCAAAGGACGCAAGCCACGCCUCUUGUCCCGGCCAUGCAACGUGCUCGGUGGCCACGGGAGGCAGGGCGAGGAGGCGUUCUUCUGUGUGGCGAGUUCGGGCUCCCGGAAGCCCCAUGCUGCGGGGCUGGUGCACAGCGGUGAGAAGGUCUCGCUGGUGUUCCUGUCGGGGUCAGUGAAUGCACGAACUUUCUUGGCCUAUGAGCUGGGAAACAGCUUUGGAGUGACCCUACUCGCUCUACAGCUGGCCCCGUGGCAGCUGUCCAUGGUCGCAGUGUGGGGCCUCUCCUUCCUCGAGCCAGAGGACCCCUCAGAGUGCUGCCUGGAACUCAACAUGGGCGGCGUCAUAAUGGGCUUCAGUGCGGAGGUGCUUGGCCAGCUGCCGCCACCCUCGAGGAGCAUCAGGGUUGAGGACGGGCGGAACUUCCUGCUCGCCCUCUGCAAGCGAGUGUCGAAGCAUGUGCUGUCACAUCACUACCAGGAGCUACCCCUGCGCAGCGUGCGCUUCCUCAACCUGUUCUUGUUGGACCACGAGGGGACAAUGUUGGUGCACAAGACCAUGCUGGUGGCCGGGCUCGUCAAGUACCUCCUGUCCACCGCAGAACAAGCGGUUUUGGGCGACACACCCCCCGACCUCGAGGAAGAGUGACGAUCACGGAGCAGCUCGCCGAGACAGAAACGAGCAUGGGUGGAGAAAGUUCGCAGUACGAGAGUGCUUUGUGAAUGGCAGGGAAUCAUUGCAUAUAGACUGCGUCUAGGACUGGCUAUCAUGAAAGCACCAGCGUGGUUUUAAUCUGCUUCUUUCGCCUUGUGUAUGUGUGUCCCUUUGCUGGCUGCUUUUGUGUGUGCCAUCUUUCAACAGGCCCAGCCAAUCACCUCACUGGACUUCUGGCCACUCAGUCUGCCAGUCCCGCCUACCUGUGAAACGAUGCCGUUGCGUGAAUUUGGCAGUAUACGAUGUGCAACAAGCAUGUUUGAUCAACCUUUGGUGCAUGCUCAGCCUUAAAGGGCCUUUGUGGAAACACUUGAAGGCGCAAGCAUAGAUUGUUGCCUGGCAUGUCUGUUUCACCGACUACUCAGACAAUCGUGGAACAGCGUCAUUGAAAGUUGCGUCACAAGGAGCGGGGGCGCUCGCUGGUCCUUUCACCCACAAGGUAGGUAGAUGCACACUGCAGAGGAGAGUUGGGAGCUGUUGUGGUGAGUAAAAGAAAGAAAAGUGUGUGAAAUCAAAAUAGAAGAGGGACGAAUUUCGCAUAGCAAUUAAUAGAACAAGGCCCAGGAGUAUUUAACGGACAAACGAAAAGAUAUAAACGGCACUCACACCGGUGUCAAACACCACCUUGCCAGUUCUCAAAAGGUAAUACCAUCAUGGCUUCAACAACUCGAACGAAAAGCUGACUUCCACAGCUAAAAAUAAUAUUUAUGGCGGAGCUCCGGUCCCACCAGGAUCGGCCCUCUUAGCCGUCUUUCAUUUUUCACCUCACAGGCAUUCAGAACUGGCAGUUCAGUCGGACACCCUUCUUUCAUUGUUCUGAAGCCGCCGAGCAAUCCAGAUAGGUGCCGUGCUUUUUCGUAUUCCAAAUGUCAUUCGUGCAAUGAUCAUAGAAGGCACACUUCUGGCAUUUCUAAUGAGCUGUGGCAUUUGGAUCAAUUCUUUCGCAGCUUGAUGUGACGUUCUAUACUCUGCAAGACCUUUGUGGUGUCAGUGUGGGAAGGAACGGAAGAGCGUUUUAGGUAUUUCUAAGGGUUUCUUUGGAAGUUCUUAAAGAUGUGUCUCCCAGUAUUUCGCUGUUGCAACUAAAUAGUGAACUUACUUCCGCCAUUAUGCAUCCCUAUUCUUUUAUGUCAUCAUCAUCAAACCUUUACGUUCCUUCAUUUCUCUAUGCAGCAGUUAUAGGCUAGAGCGCUCUAGCUCAUGCCAACCUCUUUGCCAUCUUUCAAGGAAAUCCUCUCGCUGCACAUAAUGUAUUUUUCUUACCCGGACUUGUAUGUUUGCUCAUGUGGCAUCAUUGUUCAUAGUCAUUCUCACAGUCAUUGUACUCUGGGCGCUCGUUUGUUCUACCACCGACACCAAGAAUUUAUGGGGCAUGGGCUUUACAGAGAAGAUGAGUUUUCAUGGCCAACUCCAUUUGUCUCUCACAGAACUGCAGUCAGCUCCUCCAAAUUGCAGACUGUGGUGCCCUCAGGCCUCGCAAACAUUAAAAUUUUUUUUGUCGGAUUCUGCAUUUUUUGCAACUUUCAGUGCCAAUUACGCAUGAUCACUGCCCCUUACAUCAGGUUCAGUCUUCCAAGGCCAGUGAACUCUUGAUCUCUUUGCAAAGGCCUGUUCUACUGUAGUAGAACAAUACAAGUCAUAACAUAAUGCCCUAUUCAACUGCAUCAUGUCAUUCAUUUUUUAGUAUGAACGCAAGCUAUGUUUAUGUAUUGACUUGUCUGUUCUGCAGAGAAAUAAAAUUGUUUUUAAAGCGAAGCUUUCUUUGCCUCUUCCUUUGACCUUUCCACGCUUCUGCUGCUGUCUUGCAUGCCGCGUCACGGGGUUGGUUCAGAGCGUGUAUGUACUGUAUGGAAAGAGAGUGGCAGAGGAAAGAUGAUGCGAGAAACUCAUUUGGACCUUUUCAUCUCGUCGCAUGUGCACAAUGCCCCCUGGAGCUCCCUGGGCGUCGUCACAUUAGCCUCUUGACAGCCGUAAU
This is a messenger RNA of Dermacentor silvarum, 3047 nucleotides long. RefSeq lists its product as uncharacterized. The record is from RefSeq and is a predicted model, not a curated record. The transcript is spliced from 4 exons. NCBI's taxonomy places the organism in Eukaryota, Metazoa, Arthropoda, Arachnida, Ixodida, Ixodidae. The coding region runs from base 194 to 1006 and encodes 270 amino acids.